UUUGCCGCACGCCUGCGGGUAUAUAAAUCCCCCCACGCCUCUGCUUUCCGAAGCACCAGACCAGAGAGGCCGGUUGUUUAAGGGGUUUCUCCGGGUAGACGCCGAUCGAGAUGGAGGUGGAGGGUAUGAGUGGGAUCGAGAAGAAGGCGGCUGCCAUGGCGGCCGCAGAGGAGGAGGAGGUGGGGAGGAAGGCGGCGGCCGCCGGCGACGUGGGCCUGAAGGAGCUGUCCAGGAAGCUCAACGACUUCGCCAAGGAGAGGGACUGGGAGCAGUACCACAGCCCCAGAAACCUGCUGCUCGCCAUGAUCGCUGAAGUUGGGGAGCUGUCGGAGCUGUUCAUGUGGAAAGGGGAGGUGCACAAGGGCCUGGCGGACUGGGACGACGCGGAGAAGGAGCACCUCGGCGAGGAGCUCGCCGACGUGCUGCUCUACCUCGUCCGCCUCUCCGACAUCUGCGGCGUCGACCUCGGCGACGCCGCCACCAGGAAGAUCGUCAAGAACGCCGUCAAGUACCCGGCGCCGUCGAAGGAAGACGCCUGAAGAACAGCGCCGAUCGACCAUGCUCCUUUGGUGCUUUGGGGGUGGCACCAGGGUCCUGCAUGAACUGAUGCUUGAAGCAUUCCUGAUUCCUGUUUGUGAAAAUCUUGUGCGUGUUACAGAAAGC
Molecule: messenger RNA, 663 nt
Organism: Panicum virgatum (switchgrass)
Lineage: Eukaryota; Viridiplantae; Streptophyta; Magnoliopsida; Poales; Poaceae
Product: dCTP pyrophosphatase 1-like
Exons: 2
Coding region: 111-539 (142 amino acids)
Biological process (GO): nucleoside triphosphate catabolic process
Molecular function (GO): nucleoside triphosphate diphosphatase activity
Source: RefSeq, a predicted model, not a curated record